Molecule: messenger RNA, 933 nt
Organism: Adineta ricciae
Lineage: Eukaryota; Metazoa; Rotifera; Eurotatoria; Adinetida; Adinetidae
Source: the annotation of a GenBank genome assembly
AUGUGUGAAAGAUCACCAUUAUUUCUCUUCGAAGUUAAAUCGAUUCUCCUCGAUCUACUCACUCGUACUCUCGAACUGUUCGAUUUAUCUCGACGAUUACUCGAACACUAUCGUCUAACACAAUUUCUUUUGACACGCGAACAUCAAUGUGAUUAUCGACAUUUUUCUCUCGAAAAAUCAUGCCGACUGAAUUACAAUAUAAUGUCAGAUUUGAGUACUUAUCUUCAACGUUUAUAUACGACAUGCCGAAUCACGAAAAGCAGUUUACGUUCAUUGCAUGCUGCUCGAGUCACUGCGACGAAUGAUUAUAUCGUAAUCGAUGACGAAGUCUAUGAAUUAAUCAAAUGUUUCAAAUCCAAAUUGAACAGCGUUCAUUCAGGAUCAACUACCGAACGAAAAAAAUCGAUUAAAACAUCGGAUAGAAGAUACUAUUCUCAACGGCUCGUGCACAAUUCUUAUACUACUCAAUCAUUUCAAUUCCAUCCAACUUCUGCCAACUCGAAAAAUAACUCGCACACAUUGGAAUCCAAUGAAUCGCGUCAAAUACUUCAAUCAUUCCAUAAAAUCUCUCGAUUCUUUUAUUUUCUUCUAAAACAAUUCUACGGUGUUCAUAACGUUCAAGUUUCCGACGUUCUUCAACCGAUUGUCAUUAGUAUAAUUCGGUUGCUCCUAUUUAUUACCGAUGAAUUAAAACGAAAGCUUCAGGUGCUUUCACCGAUCAAGGUUCACCAUAAUCGAUUUCGAGUUCAAAAAAAAGAAGAAAUUUGCCAGGAGCAGAGUACACUCGGUUCGAGCAAAUCAGAAUUUGACAUCAUCGAAACAGUCAAACCCGAACAGGAGUAUAAAAGUCGAAACGAGAAUCAUGAAGAGAAUUUGCCCGAGUUCGAUGAAGAAGAAUUUUAUCGUUUAGCAAACCUUCCGCGAGAUGAUUGA